GCAAUUUAUCAACGAGUGUUCAGAGUUUAAAAAUUGCUUCAAAUUGAUUGAAAAAUAUAUAGUCUCAAAAAUGCCUGAACUUAUGGUAACGGGAGGACGUAAACUCCAAGGCAGGAUCAAGAUUUCUGGAGCAAAAAAUGCCGUUCUGCCACAAAUGGCAGCGAGUUUACUGACGAGGGAAAAAGUCACUCUAACAAACGUGCCUGACAUUACUGAUGUUAGGGAUAUGAAAUCGACCUUAGAGGCGUACGGGGUAACAGUGAAAUGGGACAAACCUAAUAGUACUUUAGUACUACAAGCAGGUAUGUCGAACGUGUUAAGUUCAUGCGAAAGAGGGCAAGAUUUUUCAAAUAUUUUUUAGGCCAUUAUACAUGUACGCGGAGAUUUUCAGUUAAGAUUUAGAUUCGAACUAUACUGUAUAUUUAAAAGCGAGACGUUGAUAAUGAAGCGAUUAAUUCCAAUUCUUAGGAUUUUGUAAUGGAUUUUCGGGAUUGACUUGACUUGUUAAACAGAUUAACGACUUGUGACUUGACUUAAACGUACAGUCGUGUAAAUAUCUAGUGAAAAUUAUCUACAACUUAGCCAGAUUGGCAUAUCUCCCCCAUUCAUGGUAAAAAGAAGAAUUUGCGACUUGAAUUGCUACUCUUGGAGUGAAUGACUUGUGACUUGGACUCUAUUGCAAUAGUUAUGUGAACAAACCAUGCUUUCUAUACCAAAGUCGUACAUUCGUGACAUUUAUUAACUAAAUUGGUUUUUCUUCACAUGUAGGGAGCCCAACAUCUUCACUACCAGGAACCAAUGCAGGAGCCGAGAUUCGUGCUGCAUUUUUAGUUUUUGGUCCCCUGUUGGCCAGAACACGCAGGGUUGAAGUGUACAAGCCAGGGGGUUGUAAAAUUGGGAAGAAAGGCAGACCAGUUGACUAUCAUAUACAAGCGAUGAAGGAUAUGGGAGCCGAAUUGAUUAAAGAGAGUGCUGAAGUCGUCUCUAUGAGGGCAGACUCUGGUCUAAAACCUGCAACAAUCACGUUUAAGAACAGUUCUGUUGGUGCGACGGAAACUGCCAUAAUGGCUGCAAGCCUAGUGAAAGGUAUAGUUUAGAAGUGGUAGUAGAAAACAGACAAAGAAGUGAAUUGGUUGAUAUAUUGAAAACGUGUUAGCCGUUAAGGUCUAUAAACCAAAUAGGCAACCACUUUAGUAAUUAAAAUACUUACUAUGUAUACUCAUUGCAACCAAAUAACAAAUUAUCGAUCUUAUAUAAAGCAAACUAAUGUAUUGCCUGAGGUAUACUAUAUACCUGCCUAAGUGAUCAAUGAAUUGACUAUCAAAUAUUGCUAACACAGCAAAUGACUAUAAUUGACUUGUGAAGUACUCAAACACUCAAAGAAAUAACCGACUAAUUUAACUAACAAUACCUAAUUAUAGCACUUCUAAUUAACAAAUUAAUUAAUUAACUAAUUAAUUAAUUAACUAGGUGAGGUGACCAACCACGAUAUGUUAUCCACCUGACUGUCCGACAUGCAUGUUUCAGCACGAACUGAUAAGCUAGAACUAAAAAAGCAUAACUAUUACUUCUUAAGGUGAAACGGUGAUCCGAAAUGCGGCGAUUGAACCAGAAAUAUGUGACUUGGUUAAGAUGCUGGCAGAGAUGGGUGCACAAAUCACCAUUGAAAAAGAUGUGUUAAUCUCGGAAAAAAUUACUCCGUUUGGAAUAACAGAAAAGAUAGCGAAAUGGAAUGUGAUUAGAGUCCGUGGAUGCAAGUCUCUUGAAGGUGUCACUCAUCAGGUCAUGCCUGAUAGGAUUGAAUUUGGUACUUACGCCAUUGCUGCAGCUAUGACCAAUGGUAGGUACCAUGUUAUGGCUUUAAAGAAACACCUUUAUCAGUUUUAAACAAAUCUCAUACAAAGUCCAGGAAGGGUCAGGGACGCCGGAACGAUGUAAAGGCAAGGGGGGCAGAUUUUCGUGAAAGGGCACUUUUGAAUUGAUAUCUGACUAAGAGAUGCUGCAAAAUAUCGGGAGUUGAACUUCGCCUAAUCAUGUUUUCUAUUUAUUGGAUGAUAGGGGUGCGAGGGGGUUCUCCGCCAGGCGAUUAUGCUAUUCUUGAAGCUCGAUGACUGCAUUUCUUGCGUUUUCUGAAGCAAAUUCGUAAAAGAAUCACAUGCACUAACAUUUCUGACAAUUCGUUAUUCCGCCAAGGCAAUCCUUUAAAUUGAAAGGGCACCUUUGCCCCCUGCUCCUCCAGGUAAAGGGCAACGGGGGCGGCUGCCCCUCCGGCGUCCCUGGGAAGGGUCAUCCUUAGUUAGUCCCGUGUUAGUACAUGAAGAACUUGGAGUACUCGACAGUGUGGUAAAAAUUACCAAAAAAUAGAGUAACAAUUUAAAUUACUUCUCAAAAAAGGUAAUUAUUAUAAAUUACAAAUUACCCCCUUCAAAAGUAAUUAAUUACGAAUGACGUGAAAGACACAUGCUGUUACUGGGCAACCAAAACCGCAAUAUUUGAGCGCACUAUACGUCCUUUUUAGCGCCCUUUCCUAUAAAUUAUCGCAUUCUCCAACAGCCUUUCAAACUAUUAAUUUCAACGUACGAAUUUAGGUAAAGUUGAAUUUGAAGUUCCAGAAGACAUGAAAGAAGACAUGUUGAAGGCGAUAUGCCAGCCGCUUGAUGCCGCUGGAGUUAAAAUAGAUCGCUACAGCCAAUAUGGCCUAAUUGUAAUCUCACUAAAGAAUGGCACCAUUACACCGGUUGAUAUCAAAACAGGUCCUUAUCCUGGUUUUCCCACUGACCUUCUACCACAAUGGGUGGCAUUCAUGACCCAAGCACAAGCCACAAUGACAAAAGAGUACGCAAUCAUACAUGAUAAAAUCUAUGAUGGUCGUUUCAACUAUGUGGAUGGUUUGAAGAAAAUGGGAGCCGUAAUUGAGAAAGUCAAUGAAAGGGAGUAUGGAGUGAAAGCAGGUACAAUAAAGAUUAUUACAGUAAUAAUAGUACUAGAAUAUGUGAGGGGCAAAGGAGAUAUUAAUUACCCCUGUCAGAUUUUGUGAUGAAAUUGAAUCAUGGAGAUUCUAAGCCCGUUUUACAUAUAGUAAGCUCUCUAUAUAUAUAUAUAUAUUUGAAGCAAGAACUUCAGUCAUUCGGCCUAUAAGAAAAGCGAAGCCAAAAUUGUGGAAUUGCUGUCCAAUACAUAUGAAUGUUGUAAACAGGUUUAAUACAACCCCCCCCCCCCAGCUAUUCCAUUUUUUUUCUAAUUGCUAAUCAAGUAUUCAAAUUAUCAGUUCAUAAAACCGUUAUAUUACUCCUUAAAUCGUAGUCAAAAUACGAAAUUUCGGUACACUAGUAAAACAAUAGAAAGAGACUGUCUAAAACUGACGUCAAGUAGCUCCAUCUUCGGCUUUACGUUUUGAACUCGAGGUACAAAUCCUGGAAAAAACAUCAAAUUCAACCAAAAUUUGAUAUGCUUACCCAUGACAAACUAGCCUGCUCGCAGGCUAAUGACAAGCGUACAGUAUGGACUUAUCUUACUGACAAAGAAAUACAAAAGCAAACCUAGCUAUGGGUGAAAACUUACUGCCUAGUGCUUCCUGGCCAAAGUACUAAAGUAAUAUGGAUUAGUUACAACUAUAUAAGUCCUACAAGCUUAAGUUUAAAAUAAUGCAUGUUAUUUAUGACAGGUUCAAAGCUGAACGGGACUCGUGUUGAGGCUACAGAUCUCCGGGGCGGAGCGGCCUUAGUCCUUGCUGGUCUGGUUGCCCAAGGCUCAACAGUGGUACGAAAAUUUGAAUUAAUCCAGCGUGGUUAUCAAGACAUGGUGGGAAAAUUGAAUAAAUGUGGUGCCAAUUUGAAGAUCCUUAAAGAAACCCGUCCUGGUUUUCAUGGUGGACCAGGCCAUUUCUAACUUUCGUUAAUUGUUACACUUAAUUAAUAAUUGUUUACACUUCUAUUUCUAACUUUUGUUAUUUGUUAAUCAGUUUCAUUUAAGACAUUUGUCACAUUUAGCUUAGCAAUUUUAUCACGAAGGCCUUUCUAACUUUCAAUGAUCUGCCUAUUAUUAAACUUGUUCUUUGUUGUCUGCUAUUAGUCGGAGGCAUUAAUUUAGAUCUUAGCACUUUUAUCGUUUUCAGUCUAUCUUUAAUGUAAACGUUGUUGUAGUUUUCAAGCAUUAAAAUCUUCAUUAUUCAUCACAUCUGACUCGAUCGUUCUCAGUCCAGUGUUGAAUGAUGGGUUCACCAAAGGUUAGAGCAUUCCCAUUUGCCCAGUUGCGAGGCCAGGGGAAAGGAAUUGGCUUGCAGCAGAACAGCUUGGCGGAAGGGGUGUAUAGGGGGCAAAUGUUCCAAAAAAACUGCCGUUCAACAGCCUUCCAAACCUUGCCGAACAUUAAGAAUACAAUUGAUAGCCAUCUAGAGACCACAGAACGAUAAAAAAAUUAGAAACCGUAGAGGAUUUGGUUAAAAUAACCAAUUUGAAUUGGUCGUCUCAGAUGCACUUAUUUGACCAAUAUUUGUUUGGUUGAAACAACCAAAAAAUGGGUUCUUUUCAUCAAUUUCUCGGUUGUUUUGACCAAAUAAUAUUGGUUAAAAGAAAAUGCUCUAUGAGACAACCAAUUCAAAUUGGUUAUUUCAACCAAUACGUUUCAGUUGCAGUGUAGCGUGGUAUUAGACAAACUGCAUGGCAGGGAAAUAUCAGGCACGAUUUGUUUCUGCAACGUACAAUUGUCGAUAUAAUCGUGUAAAAUCAGUGACAAAAUUCGUGGACCAGUUAGGCUGAAAGAGUAACAUAAACAGUGGCGUAACUACUAUGGGCUCAGACCGGGAGAACCCGGGGGCCCCCAACCUAAAUGGGGGCCCCCAGGCUUAGGCGA
Paramuricea clavata is the source of this 4851-nucleotide messenger RNA. The record is from the annotation of a GenBank genome assembly. Lineage: Eukaryota; Metazoa; Cnidaria; Anthozoa; Malacalcyonacea; Plexauridae.